CAUUUUAUUUGACUGGAAUUUUGCUUGGCAUGGCAUAUUUUCUUAGACAUGACGUCACGCAAUCGACUACUCUGUGCUUCUCCAUCGCCGAGGGAAAGCAGAGCUCAGUGAGUGAUUACUACUGCCUGAAUCAGUCUUGUUUUCAUGGAAUGAACUGUCAGUCAGUGGAAUAUCAUCUCGCUUCUAGUCCAACACUUGCUAAAUGGUGAGUGGCUAGUCCGCCACACCCAGCCUGCGUUGCCAUGGACGCCUGUGCCCGUAUCCGAGGAGUUCCUCUCAGGACCAGAGCCUCCAUCAGGAAAGAGACGGUGCGUGACAGUGGGCCUCAGUGUGUGAAGAGCCUUCUGAGGAGCAGGAAGGAGCUGUGCAGCAUGGGACUGGAGCUACAGACCAGAGACACACCACGUCUGACUGAGAUCAAUUUUGUGUGUUUGCCUGGCCUCUCUGAAGGGGAGGAUCUAACUCUACAGGCCCUGUCGUCUCUCCCAGGGGACCUGGCGGAGCUCCUGAGGUCUCCCCACGUUACCAGCCUGAGGAACGAAGAGGUGCUGCUGCUGAAGGACAGCAGGAAACCAGCCGACAGGAGGGACUCUACUACACAGCAGUGCUCGCUAAAGGCGGUGUGUGUUGUAAGGCACAGCUCCAGCCCGAGUCAGGCCAUUGUUGGUGUGUUGGUGGGCCUGCUGGGGCGUUAUGCUGCGGGGGUCCGUUAUGCCCUGGAGCUCCAGGCCCUCCACAGGGGCACGGCAGAACCCUGCCAGCCCGAGGACGAUGACACCAACCAGUCUGUGUCUUCCAUCGAAGAUGACUUUGUCACUGCUCUGGAACACCUAGAAGAGGAGGCCACUGGAGAGAAUAACAACGCCGAUGACUCUUACCUCCAUGGAAACCACCGUGAUGUGGCCUCCCAGACAGUCCCUGCCCACAAGAGAGACAAGGACCUAUCAGGCUCCAGGAUCAUAAUCAGCUCUUCCCACAGGAUGUCCUCAACCAAUCGUAGGCCUCCUCCAGAGGUGUCCGUUACCGUACAGUGCUCCAGAAGGGCAGAUUCCCAGUGGACCCUCUGCAGCCCUAGAGCCCGGCUCCCCUCCCCCACACGUCCUGUCAGCGAAUCAGAGGAGUCGGACGGGUCCAGCCCUAGUCCAAUCAUCUUCCUAGAUGAGGUUGGCUACCAGAAAAGUCUCAAAGCGACACUGGACAUCCCUCAGAUCCCCGGGGGGCCGACGGACAGGGUGGAGGACUCUGACUCUGAGGUCAGCGAGUUCUUCGACAGCUUUGACCAGUUUGACGACCUAGACGAGCUGAGCUCAGAGAGCUGUACACUCACCUUGCCUUUAGACCCGACUUCCUCUGUUAUCAUUACCGGCCCAGACCAGAAGAAGAAGUACUCCGGUACUGGCAAGUCAGGGUCCAAGAAAGUGUCCCGAAGCUGUUCCACCAUGAACCCUCACCGGUUUGACCAGCGCACCCUCCCUGCGAAUGUGAAGAAGCCCACCCCACUCAGAAGUCCCCUCCCCCUUGGCUCUCCAUAUGGAUCCCCUGACUCCCCCCGGCCGGCCCGGACCUCCUCUGAGGAAGGUGGAGGUCCUCUGUUCAGCCCCGUUAGCUCCUCAGCCUUCAGCCCACUCGGAGAUGGAGCUCUGGAUUACUUCUGGAAGACAGAGGGAGAUGGAGGAGAUGAGUCAGAGCUAAAGAAACCCCAGGACCUGUGUUCCCUCUACAAGACUUACUCAGACUUUGCCAGCAGUCUGUCCAAGGAGAUCCUGGGCUCCGUGUGUGGAUACCAGUCUCCCGUGAACCUCAACGACAACAAGAACCUGAGCUGUGUCUGUCACAAGGAGUUCCAGAACCAGUCUGGACACGUCAUGAAGCUGUCUGAGAUCCAGGAGACGGUGACUGUCUCCAAGCUUCAGCAGAAGCCCCAGUCUCUGAAGGACGGCAUCCAGAGGUUCGCUACAGACUUGGUAGAGAUGAGUCUGGGCAGCGCUCUGAGAGACCUGCAGAAGGGAGUGUCUUCUUGCACCACCACCCUCUGCCACCUGGCUGCCAGACUCACCUCGUCUGUCUUCCAGAUGGCCUUCCAGGAGAUCGGCAUGCGCCGCGCCUAUGUCCUGAAGGAACGGGCCAUCAACGGGCUGGCUGGGUUCUUGGUGGGAGAGGCAGUGUCGGGCGCUCUGAAGGACUUCCUGACCGUGAAGAAGCAGAUGUUCAACAGCACCGUGACUCAGUUUGCCGCCGACCUGGCGGAGGAGCUAGUGUAUGAGGGGAUGAUGGAAGUGUGUCAGUUCUCCCACCCCUCCACCCCCCUCACCCCCAGUGACUGGUCCUUCAGCGUGGGGGAGGAGGACGAUGAGGAGGUGGUGUCCUCCUAUGCCUCGGACCUCUCUGAGUCUGUCCUCCAGGAGGCCUUCAUCGAACUGUCCCAGGCUGACGUGGCCUUCACCACCCAAGCAGCCAUCAGUGUCUCUCUGGACAACACAUUCAACGUCAGCACUGACGAAACACACACUACCUGCAGUACUGCUGCUGACCACCAGCCUAACCCUGCCGAGGAAGGCCCAGGUCCAUCAGGGGAGGAUGGCUGUACUGUGAAGAAGGCUCUGUUCUGUGUGUCUGGGAUGGCCAGCUGUGUACCUGUCCCCCAGGCAGGCCAGGCCCUCUUCCACGACUCAGAAGAGAUCUGCCAGUGUAAGAUCAGCCAGUGUAAGAUCAGCCUGGCCCACACCUCCCAGACCAGCCCCAAGAGGAGCUGCAGCUCAGAGAGCAGAAUGGUGACCACAGCCGCCUCUGAUGCUACUGCUGCCACACAGACUGACCUGUUGCCAAAGACCCCCUUUCACAACUUCUCUGGCAACAUGGUGGAUAUGAUAGUGAGUGAAGCGUGCGAGCUGAUGACUGCCACAAAGAUGAAGAAGAAGGUGGAGGACUGUGCUGACUUCCUUUCUAAAGCCAUUGUUGGUCGGGGACCUCCAUCCAGACAGGAGGGUACUGUCACUGACCAGACCUCCCACUCCUCUCUCCACCCUCAUUCUCAGAACCCAGGGAGAGUGACCUGUGAGUCAGGCUCCAGGACCAGCAGAGCUGUCUCAGAGACCCGGCCUGUGAUGAUGAAGGACACUCUAGAGAUUCCAGGGUUGGAGAUGGACGGCCGGGAAGGCAGGAAGAUGGCCUCCGGUGAGGAGAUGGUUCCCGGCACUGGUUGCAAGUCCAGCGGGACCCCUGGUACGCCCCCCUCCACCCCCCAGCAUCCCAACAAGGUGUCACAGGAGAAGCAGAUCAAGCAGUUUUCCAAGAAGCUGAAAGGCAAACUGGCCAAGGAGUUCUCUCCCGCCACCCCUCCUCCCACCCCACACUACCAGCCAGGGCCUGAGCCCAAAGAGUCUCCCUCUGAGAUGGACAAGGCUGACUUCAUGCUCAAACUGAUGAGGUCUCUGUCUGAGGAGGCAGACGGGAACGAGGAAGAGGAGGGUGGAGUAGAAGGGCUUAACUCUGGAACCGAGACAGGAAACUGUCUGCAGCCGGAACUCAACCUAUUGGUUGGAGGACACAAGAUGGCCGACAAGGGAGCCCUCCAUUAUGCAGAGCGCCUGGCGUGCCACAUCGUCUCCAUGGCGACAGAGAUGGGCACUCUGGGAGGAGUGGAGGAUAGAGGUAGGAGGACGGUGGAGGAGAGACGAGACAGCGUGGCCCAGUUCUCGGAGCAGACCCUUAACACGCUGUGGAUCUACGCUGGCGAGGUGGCGGGAGAGGUGAUCAGUGACGUGAAGAGGAUAAUGGGGUCAGGACAGUGUCGUCAAAGAUCAGUCAAACGAGCCAGCCAGGACUGGUCAGGGGAAUGCCCUCACCACCACAACCAACUCCAGCCCAGUGAACACAGCAGGGGCUGCAGAGUGGGUCAUCUGGCUGAACAGUGGUCUGGUGACCUCCUCUCCUCUGUCCUCCACCCGUCAAUUUCCACAUCUACUGCCAGCUCUGGCCUGUCCUCUGACUACCCCAGCUGUGAAAGUGUGACAGAUGAGUAUGCUGGCUACCUCAUCAGGCUGCUGAAGAAAGAGGGAGGCAGCAGGGAGCUGGUCCUGGAUCAGUAUGCCAGCCGUCUGGCCUAUCGCUCCAUCAAACUGGGCCUGGCCCAUGCUGCCCGCAACAUGAAGAAGAGACCCUCCUCCUCCAGGCACCACUCCUCCAGGAGGCUCCACCAGGAUGGCUGCAGGGGGCCCAACGCUGAGCUGUCUGUACCCAGGGACGAAGCAGGGAGAGUGGGAUCUCCUUCCAGCGACUCUGAUGAUGGGAGCCAGAGGGAGUACAUGGAGCUGGUGAACUUUGCAGAGUUGUUGGCGUACAACAUCACCUGUGACGUCACACGCAAACUCUGUGUGUCGUCAGACCGACUACCCAAGUCCCUGACUGACUCGUGUCUGUAUCAGAAAUUCAAGCUGGAGGACAUGGCAGAGAACCUGAUCAGGAACUCCUUUUCAUGCCCCCUGCUGGCCAACGAGGGAAAGGGCAGGCAGUACCACAGCACAGGCUGCCUGGACGACGGAGGCUACAGCAGUGGAGUCAUGCAGGUCAUGGAGCACUAUGCCAGGAAGAUAGUGGACGACACGCUGGAGAUGGGCCUGGCCUCGGCCGGACACCCAGCCCAACAGGGUCCAGACAGACACGCCCACUCUGAGAGACCGUCUGAGGGGGGAGCAGUGGGCUCUGUGCUGGGGGAGACAACCUGCCGAUACUGCCAGGUCAUCGAGUGUCCGUUCUGCUCGUGGCCUAGCAGGCAGUACAUCCUUGGGGCAGGAGCAGGCCAGAGGAGGAGGCCAGACGGGGAGGUGGGGGUGUGUGGCCUGGAGAUCCCUGAGAUCCACAUCGAUCUGGACCGCAGGGCAGUGUUCGCAGAGGAGAUCGUCACUACGGCAAUGGAGGGGGCGAAACGAGAGCUGAGCAACACCAGCCUGAAUGCUGACAGCGGGAUCGGACACGACGGGCCAAGCUUUGCCGAGAGUCUGACCGCAGAGAUCAUGACGUCCGCGCUGUCCAACGCAUGCCAGACUGCCAACCUCAGCUCUCCAGGCAGGGAUGCCACAGAGUCCACGGUGUCCCAGCAGCUCAGUCUGAGUGUGGGAGAUGACAGUCUGGGCAGCUGGUCCAACCUUAGCUUUGAGGACGAGCACCCCGACGAGACCAGCAGCUUCCUGCACCUCAGCGACAGCAAUGGGAACAGCAGUAGUUGGAGCAGCCUGGGGUUAGAGGGAGAGAUGUAUGAGGAGCACCUGUCCUUCUCUCCUACCGACAGCGACUGCACUGAGGACAAGGAGCUUGAGACCAAGGAUGAAUCCUGCGGUUCUGUUCGUGUGGACCGGGGCCAGGCUCAGGCUCAUAGGCUCCUCCUGGUGGUCAACUCGGAGCUCAGGGAAAUUACCUCUGACCCACAGCACAUGACCUUUGACCCCCAGCUCAGGAGCAUGCUGCAGUGGGCGGCGGCCUCCAUUGCAGACCUGCCAAUGGUUCAGCUGGGUCAUAGUGACAGCUGGGACCUGCAGCAGCUGCCUGCGGUGGUCCAGAGGCUGAAGGAGAGGGAGUGGAGGGUGGGAGAGCUGCUCCAAGCCCUGCUGCGCUACUGUGAGGAAACCUUCACCCCACCCCAGUCUGAACCCAGAGAGGAGACACCCCAGGCGGGGAGAGCACUCCGCCACACUCCCCUCUUCCAGUGGCUCCUGGAGCAUGCCUAGGCUGACUGCACUUACCCUCACCUCUCGCUCCUCUUUUCUCUCCUCUCCUCUCCCCUCCCUCCUCACCUCUCCUCUCCCCUCCCCUCCCCUCCCUCCUCACCUCUCCCUCCUCUCCCUCAUUUCGUCUUCUCUCCUCACCCCCACGUGACUUACUGUACAGUAUUUGUGAAGCCUGCCACAUAAUGAGCACUACCUGGCCAUGUUAAACUAAACCAUAUGAAGAUUCCCAUCACUCUUCAGUGAUGUGCAGCGUACCUGCCAAACCCCAAAUCUAGCCACCUCCUCGUACUGUGGAACCUGUCUCUUAUAGGGCUGUACACCCAUUCAUUACCCAGAGGGCGCUAUAAAAACAGCUUUUCUUAAUAUUAUCUAUUGUGUUUGGUGGGUGGGUGGGUGAGUGGGUAGGUGGGUGAGUGGGCAUAUAUUGCAUGCCGUGACUGAAAGUAAUUGUGUCUUUUCUUCUCUUUGGUUUUGUUGUGGUUCUUUUGUGUUUAAUAUUAGGCUGCAUAUCACAUGCGUUGAUUAAUGUGCCUUUCUGCUAAAGCCCUCUGACACAGCCACUCUUUCUCACAUCAUCUAGUGUGGGCCGAGGGAAUCUGACCCCCGCAACUUCCCUCUCCUACCCCAACACAGAAACACUCCUGCUGUGAAUUCACUUUAAGGGUGGUGAGGUGAGGCUGGGCAUUUCCACCAGCUGCCCCAGGCCUCUGCCUCCUUAUAGAUGAUACUACAACAUGAUGAAAUGUUUGAGUGAGUGGCCCCAUAUCCUGUUAGGUUUAACAGUAGAGUUAGAGUCAGUCGGUCAACCACAGCAGCGAACAUUCACACAGGCCCAAAAUAAAUCUCUGGUGUUAUUGUGACACUGUGAUUGCUUGUAUUAUUAAGGGAAUUUCAGACGAUGUGAAAUGAUGUGGAUAUUGACCAUACUGUGGCUUCUCUACACUGUAAUAUACAUGGCCUGCCUGCGCGUGUUGAACUGUUGAGUUUGCAUGGCUGUUCUGCUUCUGACAUCCCUGGACAAACGGAGUGAGAACUUAACACUCACUAUUGUGUUAUGGAACUUCCCAGGACUGCAUUAGCAGGCCUUUGUGCUGUGGUCGAUUACCAUCAGUUACAAUGUUAUAAACAACAUAUGCCUGUACGUGCUCCUCAAAUGGUUCCAUGCUAUAGUUCUGCACUGUACUAUAGCUGUACCAUCAGGAGAGACUAUUUCAGUGUUUACCAUGGCCUGAUCCUCAUGCUCUUCAUCACUUGAAUAUUGUUAUAUUGAGAUGCCUGUCAGUGAAUGAGCCCUAAUGACACUUCAGCUGUGCAAUAGCCCCAGUUAGAACUGGCUGACAGCAUAGCUGUAGACUCCACGUUGUCAAACUGCUUGACAGCAUAGCUAUAGACUCCACGUUGUCAAACUGCUUGACAGCAUAGCUAUAGACUCCACGUUGUCAAACUGCUUGACAGCAUAGCUAUAGACUCCACGUUGUCAAACUGCUUGACAGCAUAGCUAUAGACUCCACGUUGUCAAACUGCUUGACAGCAUAGCUGUAGACUCCACGUUGUCAAACUGCUUGACAGCAUAGCUGUAGACUCCACGUUGUCAAACUGCUUGGCUGUAGACUUCACGUUGUCAAACUGCUUGACAGCGUAGCUAUAGACUCCACGUUGUCAAACUGCUUGACAGCAUAGCUAUAGACUCCACGUUGUCAAACUGCUUGACAGCAUAGCUAUAGACUCCACGUUGUCAAACUGCUUGGCUGUAGACUCCACGUUGUCAAACUGCUUGGCUGUAGACUCCACGUGAACGGCUUGACAGCAUAGCUGUCGACUCCACGUUGUCAAACUGCUUGGCUGUAGACUCCACGUUGUCAAACUGCUUGACCGCAUAGCUGUAGACUCCACGUUGUCAAACUGCUUGACAGCAUAGCUGUAGACUCCACGUUGUCAAACUGCUUGACAGCAUAGCUAUAGACUCCACGUUGUCAAACUGCUUGACAGCAUAGCUAUAGACUCCACGUUGUCAAACUGCUUGACAGCAUAGCUAUAGACUCCACGUUGUCAAACUGCUUGACAGCAUAGCUAUAGACUCCACGUUGUCAAACUGCUUGACAGCAUAGCUAUAGACUCCACGUUGUCAAACUGCUUGACAGCAUAGCUAUAGACUCCACGUUGUCAAACUGCUUGACAGCAUAGCUAUAGACUCCACGUUGUCAAACUGCUUGACAGCAUAGCUAUAGACUCCAUGUUGUCAAACUGCUUGACAGCAUAGCUAUAGACUCCACGUUGUCAAACUGCUUGACAGCAUAGCUGUAGACUCCACGUUGUCAAACUGCUUGACAGCAUAGCUGUAGACUCCACGUUGUCAAACUGCUUGACAGCAUAGCUGUAGACUCCACGUUGUCAAACUGCUUGACAGCAUAGCUAUAAACUCCACGUUGUCAAACUGCUUGACAGCAUAGCUAUAGACUCCACGUUGUCAAACUGCUUGACAGCAUAGCUAUAGACUCCACGUUGUCAAACUGCUUGACAGCAUAGCUAUAGACUCCACGUUGUCAAACUGCUUGACAGCAUAGCUAUAGACUCCACAUUGUCAAACUGCUUGGCUGUAGACUCCACGUUGUCAAACUGCUUGGCUGUAGACUUCACGUUGUCAAACUGCUUGACAGCAUAGCUGUAGACUCCACGUUGUCAAACUGCUUGACAGCAUAGCUGUAGACUCCACGUUGUCAAACUGCUUGACAGCAUAGCUGUAGACUCCACGUUGUCAAACUGCUUGGCUGUAGACUCCACGUUGUCAAACUGCUUGACCGCAUAGCUGUAGACUCCACGUUGUCAAACUGCUUGACAGCAUAGCUGUAGACUCCACGUUGUCAAACUGCUUGACAGCAUAGCUAUAGACUCCACGUUGUCAAACUGCUUGACAGCAUAGCUAUAGACUCCACGUUGUCAAACUGCUUGGCUGUAGACUCCACGUUGUCAAACUGCUUGGCUGUAGACUCCACGUUGUCAAACUGCUUGACAGCAUAGCUGUAGACUCCACGUUGUCAAACUGCUUGACAGCAUAGCUGUAGACUCCACGUUGUCAAACUGCUUGGCUGUAGACUCCACGUUGUCAAACUGCUUGGCUGUAGACUCCACGUUGUCAAACUGCUUGACAGCAUAGCUGUCGACUCCACGUUGUCAAACUGCUUAACAGCAUAGCUGUAGACUCCACGUUGUCAAACUGCUUGACAGCAUAGCUGUAGACUCCACGUUGUCAAACUGCUUGACAGCAUACAGUACAGUAGGCCACUGCUGAUGCCUUGUGUAUUAAUGCUGAUUCUGUGCUGCCAAAUGUUUCUGAUCCAUUAGAAAUCUGAAAAAUGUUUCACACACAUUGUGUUUAUAACCUUAAUGUAUUGGGACACUGUUAAGAACUUUAAAACCUGUAUUAGAAAACACAUUCCUGAAAUGUCUAGGAGAAAAUGUAUUAAAUGGGGGAAAAUGUAUGUAAUUAAAGAGGAAUGUAUGGCGAUAUAUGGGAGAUGGGGAGAGAGUGUAGAUAGAGCCUAUAAGAGUUUGCCAACUACAGUGCCUUGCGAAAGUAUUCGGCCCCCUUGAACUUUGCGACCUUUUGCCACAUUUCAGGCUUCAAACAUAAAGAUAUAAAACUGUAUUUUUUUGUGAAGAAUCAACAACAA
Oncorhynchus mykiss (rainbow trout) is the source of this 9394-nucleotide messenger RNA. RefSeq names its product A-kinase anchor protein 11. The record is from RefSeq and is a predicted model, not a curated record. Gene Ontology annotation, cellular component: membrane; cytoplasm. Gene Ontology annotation, molecular function: protein kinase A binding; tumor necrosis factor receptor binding. Gene Ontology annotation, biological process: immune response; intracellular protein localization. NCBI's taxonomy places the organism in Eukaryota, Metazoa, Chordata, Actinopteri, Salmoniformes, Salmonidae.